AUGCGCAGUGAGUUGGCGGGUCUUCAGAGAGAUGGAGGCCCUUGUGAAGCAGCCUGGUUAGCUCACGCCCCUUGGAUUCUGACAAGCUCUCCCGCCUAGGGCCUGCAUCAGAGAGGAGGCUUCUCUCUGCACCAGAUGACUUGGUAAGGAGUGAUUACUGUUCUGAAGUGAGCAUUGGAGGAGGAUCCAUUAGGCCAUCAGAAUGGAAAUGAGGAAAGGAAAUCAGCUGACGCAGGAGCCGGAGUGAGACCGACGUGCCCACAAACCCAGCCUGCACCAUGAACUUGUGUCUCCCUUCUGCGCUUUAAGAGCCAAGGGCAGGUGAAGUUGCUGGAGAGCAAUGGCUUUCUUUACUCCGUGGAAGUUGUCCUCUCAGAAGCUGGGCUUUUUCCUUGUGACUUUUGGCUUUAUCUGGGGUAUGAUGCUCCUGCAUUUUACCAUCCAGCAGCGAACUCAGCCUGAGAGCAGCUCCAUGCUGCGUGAGCAGAUCUUGGACCUCAGCAAGAGGUACAUCAAGGCGCUGGCAGAAGAAAACCGGAAUGUGGUGGAUGGGCCAUACGCCGGUGUCAUGACAGCUUACGAUCUGAAGAAAACACUUGCUGUGCUUUUGGAUAAUAUCUUGCAGCGCAUUGGCAAGUUAGAGUCAAAGGUGGACAAUCUCGUAAUCAAUGGCACGGGAACAAACUCGACCAACUCCACCACGGCUGUUCCCAGCUUGGUAGCACUUGAGAAAAUUAAUGUGGCAGAUAUCAUUAAUGGAGCUCAAGAAAAAUGUGUAUUGCCUCCUAUGGAUGGCUACCCCCACUGCGAGGGGAAAAUCAAGUGGAUGAAAGAUAUGUGGCGCUCGGAUCCCUGCUACGCAGACUACGGAGUGGAUGGGUCCACCUGCUCUUUCUUUAUUUACCUCAGUGAGGUUGAAAACUGGUGUCCUCAUUUACCUUGGAGAGCAAAAAAUCCCUAUGAAGAAGCUGAUCAUAAUUCAUUGGCGGAAAUCCGUACAGAUUUUAAUAUUCUCUACAGCAUGAUGAAAAAGCAUGAAGAAUUCCGGUGGAUGAGACUCCGGAUCCGGCGAAUGGCUGAUGCAUGGAUCCAAGCAAUCAAGUCCCUGGCAGAAAAGCAGAAUCUUGAAAAGAGAAAGCGGAAGAAAGUCCUUGUUCACCUGGGACUCCUGACUAAGGAAUCUGGAUUUAAGAUAGCAGAGACAGCUUUCAGUGGUGGCCCUCUUGGUGAAUUAGUUCAGUGGAGUGAUUUAAUUACAUCUCUGUACUUACUGGGCCAUGACAUUAGGAUUUCAGCUUCACUGGCUGAGCUCAAGGAAAUAAUGAAGAAGGUUGUAGGAAACCGAUCUGGCUGCCCAACUGUAGGAGACAGAAUCGUUGAGCUCAUUUAUAUUGAUAUUGUGGGACUUGCUCAAUUCAAGAAAACUCUUGGACCAUCCUGGGUUCACUACCAGUGCAUGCUCCGAGUCCUGGACUCAUUUGGCACGGAGCCAGAGUUCAACCAUGCUAACUAUGCCCAGUCUAAAGGCCACAAGACGCCCUGGGGCAAAUGGAAUCUGAACCCACAGCAGUUUUAUACCAUGUUCCCUCAUACCCCAGACAACAGCUUUCUGGGAUUUGUGGUUGAGCAGCAUCUAAACUCCAGUGAUAUCCACCACAUUAACGAAAUCAAAAGGCAGAACCAGUCCCUUGUGUAUGGCAAAGUGGAUAGCUUCUGGAAGAAUAAGAAAAUCUACUUGGACAUUAUUCACACGUACAUGGAAGUGCAUGCGACCGUUUAUGGCUCCAGCACGAAGAAUAUUCCCAGUUAUGUGAAAAACCAUGGCAUCCUAAGUGGCCGGGACCUACAGUUUCUUCUCCGAGAAACCAAGUUGUUUGUUGGACUCGGGUUCCCUUAUGAGGGCCCAGCUCCCCUGGAGGCCAUCGCAAAUGGAUGUGCUUUUCUGAAUCCCAAGUUCAGCCCACCCAAAAGCAGCAAAAACACAGACUUUUUCAUUGGCAAGCCAACACUGAGAGAGCUGACAUCCCAGCAUCCAUAUGCCGAAGUGUUCAUUGGCCGGCCCCAUGUUUGGACGGUUGACCUCAGCAAUCAGGAGGAAGUGGAAGAUGCCGUGAAAGCAAUUUUAAGUCAAAAGAUUGAGCCAUACAUGCCAUAUGAAUUCACAUGUGAGGGGAUGUUGCAGAGAAUCAAUGCUUUCAUUGAAAAACAGGAUUUCUGCCAUGGGCAGGUGAUGUGGCCGCCCCUCAGUGCCCUGCAGGUGAAGCUCGCCGAGCCCGGACAGUCCUGCAAACAGGUGUGCCAGGAGAACCAGCUCAUCUGCGAACCUUCCUUCUUCCAGCAUCUCAACAAGGACAAAGACAUGCUGAAAUAUGAGGUGAUCUGCCAAAGCUCAGAGCUGGCCAAGGACAUCUUGGUGCCCUCCUUCGACCCCAAGAACAAGCACUGUGUGUUUCAAGGUGACCUCCUGCUGUUCAGCUGUGCGGGCGCCCACCCCAGGCACCAGAGGGUCUGCCCCUGCCGGGACUUCAUCAAGGGCCAGGUGGCUCUCUGUAAAGACUGUCUAUAGCGGCCACUGACUCGGCCCCACACGCACUCUGCUGGGGAAACCGUGGCCCCAACACCAUCGGGGCAGGGCCAGGGGGCAGACGUCAUUCAGGGACUCUCGCCAGAGCCUGAACUUGAUGGUGGAAGGUUUCAAUUUGGUAUUGCUCCUUCUGCGGUCAGAGCACCAUGGCAGAGUUUUCCCCAAAGUGAAACAAGAGCAGAUGUCAAGUGGGGAGCCUGGCUUCUCACUGGCACAACUUCAUUUUUUAUUUCUUGAGGAGACUGUGUCUAUGAGGCUGCUCCGAGGUAGAAGGAGGGUCUCAAGAUGCAUUUAAAACAGAACCAGAGGAGGAAUGGAGCUUGUCGGAAAGAACUUGAUACGGGAACAUUCCUAAACCCAUUAACUUAUUUAUUUGGGU
Felis catus (domestic cat) is the source of this 2963-nucleotide messenger RNA. RefSeq names its product alpha-1,6-mannosylglycoprotein 6-beta-N-acetylglucosaminyltransferase (gene MGAT5). The record is from RefSeq and is a predicted model, not a curated record. Bases 341 to 2566 code for a protein of 741 amino acids. Lineage: Eukaryota; Metazoa; Chordata; Mammalia; Carnivora; Felidae. The transcript is spliced from 18 exons. Gene Ontology annotation, cellular component: Golgi apparatus. Gene Ontology annotation, molecular function: alpha-1,6-mannosylglycoprotein 6-beta-N-acetylglucosaminyltransferase activity. Gene Ontology annotation, biological process: protein N-linked glycosylation.